AUGGUUGCUAGUUUUUCAAUUCUGGUAUCAGCAGCACAUAAACAUAAGGACAAGAAAUUUGAUUCUGAUUAAGUUAAAAAUUUAGUUAGUGCUCUAUUCAACUCAUCUUAUGCUCUUGGAGGUAUGACUGGGCCUAUAUUUGGUGGAUAUAACUAGGGAUAUUAGCCCUACUACUAACCAAUUCCAUAGUAAAAUGCUCAAAUGCAGUCUCAGCCUAUUUACUAACCCUAGCCAUACGCAGGAGCUCCUCAUAAUGGAGUACUUCACUAACCGUUGAUGGUGCAGUCACAUGGAUAUCAUCAUAAACAUAGAAAAAGUAGUGUAUCCUCUAACUCUUCUCAUGGACACCACCACCAUCUUCAUGGUGGAAAACAUUUUAAAAAGUGCCAAAAGAAAUGCAAAAAGGCUGCUAAAAGGAUAGUAAUUGCAUUCACAGUUUUAGUUAUAGUAGCUAUGAUUCUAAAUAUGGCAACUAAGUGA
Molecule: messenger RNA, 480 nt
Organism: Stylonychia lemnae
Lineage: Eukaryota; Ciliophora; Spirotrichea; Sporadotrichida; Oxytrichidae
Source: the annotation of a GenBank genome assembly